This is a messenger RNA of Marchantia polymorpha subsp. ruderalis, 3822 nucleotides long. The record is from the annotation of a GenBank genome assembly. Lineage: Eukaryota; Viridiplantae; Streptophyta; Marchantiopsida; Marchantiales; Marchantiaceae.
CGAGAUACUCUGUAAUCAUGAUGGGAACCGUCCAGGAGUACAGGCAACGACGUGAUAAAGCUCGACAACUGAAACAGAACGAACAGCAGCGACGUUGAUUUAUCGUAAGGAGGAGAAAAGUCAGACGGGUCUAUUCCGGGAGGAGAGAAGUGGAUAUGUCAGAAGCAGAGGUCAUCAAUACGCAUCAGGCAGAACGUCGCAGCGACUGGAAUUUCAGCCGGAGCGGAACAUGGUCGAGACACUAGUCCAGCCGGCAAAGACCGCAGAGUCCUGGCACGACAUGACGUGGGUCCGGCAAUCCACCUCCACCCUCGUCCCUCGUGCAGAGAAAGAGCACCAGAAAAGAGGAGAGGAAACUGCAGCACGCUGGCUCUCGACCUCCGUCUCUCCCCUGGGAAGAAGAAAGGGUCAAAUCUGCAGACCCGGCGACAUGCUCGUCCGCAACGAUAUGGAAACCAUGCGCCUUCGAAGACCUAACCCUAUCGGGAGGGCUCACCGAGCCGUAGGGGUGGAGGGCGAUGGCGACGACGAUGACAAUCGGAUCUUCUAUUCAUUCGCACGAAAUAAACCCUAACCUAAACGAAAGAACGAACCGAGCGGGGACUUUGCGAAGCAGGGAGCUGCUUCUUGCGGAGGAGCAGCUGCAUCUACAUCAACCCUAGCCUCCAAUGCACUCAAGGCGACGCUUGCGAGAGAGUCCGGUCCGGAGUGUUUAAACCCUACUCGCAUCGCCAAUGGCCAGCCGAGCGCAGGGAGGUACUGGCAGGCUGGCUGGCUGGCCGGCUGGAUGGACAUAAGACACCCACCCCGACAUAUUCCAUUGCAGCCCACCCUACCCGAUCGAGCGAAUGGAACCUCAGCGAGCUCGAUAAGCGAAAGGAAUGACCGCGACUCGUCAGAUAACCCGGGCAGAAGCAGAAGUAGUGGGGCAGGAGAAGAGGUGAGGCGAGGCGAGGGAGAGGGUGGGAGAGUCACAGUGAGUUGCAGCAUCUGUGUGGCCUACGUCUUCCUCUGUUUCAGAACCGUCGAGAACAAGUAGCUCUUCAGUGGUGGUGCCGUCGAAGGAAGGAAGGUGGAGGAGGAGGACGAGGUGGGGUGCUGAUUCCGGAGCCAAGGUGGAUAGAAUUGUAGUUGCACACACCCAGUCAGCCAUUCUUCCUCUAGCAGGUCGGGAAUUACCUCUCUCCGCUUGACCUUGCGUAGUGUUCUGCAUGCAUCCUCCACCGAACGCUGCCUUGCCUCUAGCUGGGCAGCUGCUACGGGGCUCGUGGUGGGUCGAUCGCACUCCAGCUCUCGGAGUUUCCCUUCAUUUGCACGAUGUAUUUUCUCAGGCCGAGGGGCAAGGGGGGUGUUGUAGAGGACAAGAAGAUUUUGAAAGCAAAUUUGUGGUCGUCACUUCCUGAUGAUCUGGUGGAAAGAGUGUUGACCAAGCUCUCUUUCUCCACUUUGUUCAAGUGUCGCACUGUGUGCAAGAGAUGGAACGAGCUGAUUCUCUCACAGAAUUUCAUUCCCGCAAACCAAGAUCCCCCAAAAUGCAUUCCAUUCCAUUUUACCUUUUACACUCCUCCAGAGCACAAAGGCUUACAUGAGACUCAAUAUUUCACUGCGUACGACCCACGGCGCAACAGCUGGGUGGAGCUCUCGCUUUCGUUUUUGAAAUUGGAUCCGGAUUUGGGAAAUUGGGAGAUGGCAGCGUCAGGUGGAGGUCUUCUCUGCCUUGCAACCAUAUCCUGUUCGCAGUUCGUGGUCUGCAAUCCUGUCACUAAACAGUGGAGACUGUUGGAAUUUCCCUCUUCUUUGCCGCCGUCUGACAUUGGCUUUCAACCCCGCCCCUUGGAGCACGUGCCGGCCAAUGAUUUCCUACCCCGUCCUCUGGAGCACUUGCUCGUCGGGUUGAUUGUCAAUCAAAACACUGGUCUGUACAAGCUUGUCAUAGCCGAGAUUUAUGAAUCUUCGCAACGCACCACCCUCGUCUACGAUUCGAAGAAUCGUGCUUGGAAGAAAGGUGCUAACACACCGUCAAUGCCGCACAGCUGUUUCUCACUGAAACCCGGCGUGGCAUGCAAGGGAGCAUUGUACUGGAUUACGGAUGACGACGAUUGGCGAUUUCCUCGGUUGUUCAAGUACGACGUAGAGAACGAUUCGUGGACUACUGCGCUGCUUACCAGCUACGGAUGGGACGUUCGGAUUUUAGAACACAGGAAUGAGCUUAUUCUGAUGACAGAGGAUGGGCGGGCGUGCAUCCUUCACGAGUCUGGCAAGGAAAUGCGCCUGACGCAGAAGAAGAUGCCGAAGCCUUUAUUAGGAAAGCUAGGUAGACAAACUGGUGACAGUGUGCAGAAUUCGUCAUGCAUAGGCGCAGGCGAGUUGAUUUGCUUCGUCAAAGAGGUCCUGACAGAGAGGAAAUAUCGAACUCGGUUGGAGUUCAUUGUUCGAGAUUUUUCCAAAAACACCAGCACCAGCACUACCAAUUUGGAAUACGGCUAUGCUUUGCUCUGCUGGGUUAUAGAGCCUUCUCUUACUGCCCUCGCCUAAAUAGCUGGCUAAUGGGAAGUUUUUGGAAUGCUCCUACCACAACGCUCACAAUGUCGACAUCUGGACGAAGAACCGAAUGAUUGCAGCGAUGUCAAGAAGGGAUAUAAUUUCAGUGAUACAGGGAAGGUCAGAGCUCUGAAUCUCACUGCUCAGUCUCAAGCUGUUGUUCGAGCGGGAGGCCUUCUGAAAGCCCUUUUCACUCUGCAGCAGAACGCGGAUGGAAUGUUGCUGGCUCCCAGCUGAUGGCCAGGCAGUGUCAGUUGCUAUCGGGUCUGUCCUCGAGAUUAUUCCUCCAGGCUUGGUCCUUCUUUACCUUAUCGACGCCAUGGGUUCUGAGAGGUUUCACUUUUUUCUACCAUAUCGCCUCCAGUUUGGUCAUUAAAGUAAUUUCCUAAUCCAGAUUGUUCAUGAGAGAGGAGUGCAGCAGAACAUCAUCCUCAGCCAAACGUGGCUUGUUCUGACCAGAUGGAAGUACUACAUUUCCAAGCAUCAUGUAGCCUAUUGAUCGACAGAGCAGCCCGUGCGUAUGAGAGACCUGCGAUGUACCACGAGCGCACUUAAGCAGUGCCAAGCGAGAUUGUGGAUAUCGGUAGCGGUCAUCAGAAUAUCGUCCUGCCAGUUCCUGGGCCUUGCCAGUGCUUAAUUUCCGAAUACCAACCUCGAUGCAAGGCAAGAAAUCGAGGCGAUGAUAUGAAGAUAUGAAGAUCAGUCAAAAGUUCUGCGCGGAAGGGCUCGAUUUUUAACCUUUUGACUUAUUCUCGUUCAUUAUUCUUGUAGGAUGAUGAGAAACAAGGCAUCUAUGGUCUUAGAAGACCAUAGAAGCCGUUGAUCCGCUAAGUCCACACUAUAUCAGUGUCAGGAUUUAUCGUAUGCCAGCACAAUGCACGGAGCUCGCCCGGGAUCGGUGUCCCUCAUUGUCGAGUAAACCCAGGGCGAGAGCUGUUGUGAAGUGCAAGUUUCAACUAGGUUUCGUCAGAGGAGUGACCCUUUCCUCUGUAUUGGUCUCCACGUGUUAAUUAUAUCUUUGACAUAAUAUUUGAAACCAUUGAAAGCUGAAUCUCCAUUGUGUGUUCACUUCCUCACUCUGUCAACGAUGACAUGUCAAAGCCUACUCAGAGCACUGCUCUCAAGGGUUUUGACUUACAAUGAGUCUGACGGACGUAGGAAAGAGUAGUGCCUCCAAAUGGCCGAGGAUGUCGUCUUGGUGCCCACACGGUCUUGAUGUAUUGAGCUAUCUGAAAAUAUCGAAGGUGCCAGAUUUCGUGACGAAAGGAAAAGUGGACUUCU